This is a messenger RNA of Aspergillus neoniger CBS 115656, 726 nucleotides long. RefSeq lists its product as uncharacterized. The transcript has 2 exons. The annotation marks the transcript as partial. NCBI's taxonomy places the organism in Eukaryota, Fungi, Ascomycota, Eurotiomycetes, Eurotiales, Aspergillaceae. The record is from RefSeq and is a predicted model, not a curated record.
UGCAUUGCAGCGCUGCUAUCCUUUGCUGUCUCUUGUCUGUCUCUCACUCUCUCCGUUGCCGUCGGUUCCCUUGCGAAUCCAACCGCGACACCAUCCUCCUAUCCCUUUUUUUUAUUAUUUCUUCUUUUCUGGCUGUACCAUAUCGUGCUGAUGCUUUUUCUCUGCCCUCCCUUCUCUGCUUUUGUCAUUCCGCAUAGCGUGGGUUUGAUCUUGCAGGACUACCUUUUCUUUUCGGCUCCUGUCCUAAUUAUGUGCUUCAUGUCAUAUCACGGUCAUGUCAUGUCAUUCCUUCAUUCGCUCGUUCGCUCUCUCGUCCGACUUGGACGCGGAGUCAUCUGCAUCGCCUAUACUCAGGCCAUGACAGUUGCCGACCGGCCCAGUCUGGGCGGGUGGGCAGGUGCUGCGCUGGUCGCGGGCUACCUGCCUCCUACAUACACUCACACUCACACUAACACACACCCUGAUGUACCAUCAUUAUUGCUCGACAUGACUGACGCUCUACUGUUACCAAUUACUAUCCAUCGGCUGUUGACUGGUUUGGAUUGUUGUUGCCGUUAUUUUGAUGUCACACAUACUAUUUCACAGAACUUACUUGGAUACAUUCUAAGUGAGGUUGUACCAGAUAAUCUAAUUGUCAUGAUUACUACCACUACUACAAGUGUCUGCAUCCAUCCAUCCAUACAAAGUAGCUACUAUCUCCCAUUGACUUUGCACCAACCCGACUAA